GAACUCGCAGGUGAGCGGACCAGUACCAAACCCUCACAAGUCACAGGAAGGACUGCGGACUAGGGAGGCUAAGGUCAGCAAUUAUCCACGCCAAACGCCAGAGGAACCUAUCCCAAUCCUUAUCUUGAAUAUCUUUCCUACUGCUACUUGUCAUAUACAGAUUCAAACACAAACCUGCAACUGUUUUUGAUACCAUUUCUCCCACCCCAAAACUCUCACACCUUAUCUUUAAUUUCCAUUCCAAUGGCUUCCAUCUCUCUCCCUAAGCACACCCUCUCAUCUGUUUUCCCCCCAACAAACCCCAAAAACCCAUCUUGUCAAAUCCUCCCAAUUCUGUCCAGUGCGUCACAGUCUCAAUUUUAUGGCGUCAAGCUCUCUACUCGUUCUUAUUCUCUUUCAAUUCCAAGUUCCUCUUUCAGUAGGAGCUCUAUUUUUGCAAAGGUCUCAAAAGGAGAUGUCCCUCCCUCGUUUACAUUGAAGGAUCAAGAUGGGAAGAACGUUAGCCUUUCCAAAUUCAAGGGGAAGCCGGUUGUCGUCUAUUUCUACCCUGCUGAUGAGACCCCCGGCUGCACCAAACAGGCCUGUGCAUUCAGAGACUCCUACGAGAAGUUUAAGAAAGCAGGAGCAGAGGUUGUGGGGAUCAGCGGAGAUGAUGUAGCAUCACACAAGGGAUUUGCAAAGAAAUACAGGCUGCCCUUCACAUUGUUGAGCGAUGAAGGUAACAGGAUAAGGAAAGAAUGGGGAGUGCCGGCUGAUUUGUUCGGAACGUUGCCCGGGAGACAGACUUACGUGCUCGACAAAAAAGGUGUGGUUCAGCUCAUCUACAACAAUCAGUUCCAACCUGAGAAGCAUAUCGAUGAGACUCUGAAGCUACUUCAAAGCUUAUGACCUUUCUUUCUAAUUUCUUUUUCUUUUCAUUUUCCCUGCAAGUACGUUGUAGUUGUAUAAUCCCAGAUUGAGCUCCGACCCUCCUAUCCAACCCAAGCACGCAUGGCGGGACAGCCAUUGUUGGAACUUGCAACCGUGUAAAGAAUAUAUAUCAAUUAUUAUUAUAUUAAUUGGAAGUACGCCCAUUAUUGUUGGAUGCAA
Molecule: messenger RNA, 1089 nt
Organism: Nelumbo nucifera (sacred lotus)
Lineage: Eukaryota; Viridiplantae; Streptophyta; Magnoliopsida; Proteales; Nelumbonaceae
Gene: PRXQ
Product: Thioredoxin superfamily protein
Biological process (GO): cellular response to oxidative stress; cell redox homeostasis
Cellular component (GO): chloroplast thylakoid membrane; cytoplasm
Molecular function (GO): thioredoxin peroxidase activity
Source: RefSeq, a predicted model, not a curated record